AUGCGCAUCACUGUCUUCUUCCUGGCCGUAGGGCUAGCUGGUGCGUUGGACAAUGGACUUGCACGAACCCCGCAAUUGGGAUGGAAUACAUGGAAUUCAUUUGCCUGCAGUAUGAAUGAGACUGUCAUUCUAGAUGCAGCCAAGCGCAUUGUCGAGUUAGGCUUCAAAGAUCUCGGGUACAAUUAUGUCGUCCUUGAUGAUUGCUGGUCUGCUGGUAGAAACUCUUCUGGAUACCUCGUUCCGGAUAGUCAGAAAUUCCCCAAUGGAAUCGCAGAUGUGGCGGAUAAGAUUCACAAUAUGGGAUUGAAGAUUGGUAUUUAUUCUAGUGCGGGCACCAUGACUUGCGCGCGUUAUGCAGGUUCUCUGGGGUAUGAAGAUAAGGAUGCAGCAGUCUGGGCAAGCUGGGGCAUCGACUAUCUCAAAUAUGACAACUGCUACAAUCAGGGUGAAGAAGGAACGCCCAAGCUUUCCUAUGAUCGAUACAACGCGAUGGGCAAAGCUUUGAAUUCUACCGGCCGGCCUAUCCUUUAUUCGUUGUGCAAUUGGGGAUCUGAUGGGCCGUGGAAUUUUGCCCCGACCAUCGCCAAUUCAUGGCGCACGAGUGGUGACUUGACCAAUGUCUGGGAUCGGGAGGAUGUUAACUGCCCUUGUGCUGAACUAGACGGGCUGGAUUGCAAGCUUCCAGGAUAUCACUGUUCGGUCAUGAAUGUCGUCAACAAGGCAGUGUACUAUCCAUCCAAGGCAUAUGCCGGCGCAUGGAAUGACCUCGAUAUGCUUCAGGUCGGCAAUGGCGGCCUCUCUGAAGACGAGGCAAUCUCGCACUUCAGCCUUUGGGCAGCCCUAAAAUCACCACUGCUCAUGACCAACGUAAUGACCAAGAUUGACGGCCCUACUCUUUCCAUCUUGCAGAACACUGCUGUGUUAGCGGUUUCCCAAGAUCCACAGGGAUCGAGCGCCGUGCGGAUCUGGCGUUAUUACGUUGACGACGGUGAGAUCCAGAUGUACAGUGGACCCCUCAGCGGAGGCGAUCAGGUAGUUCUGUUGCUGAACGGAGGAUCGAAAGCCCGCGACAUGAACGCGACUUUGAAUGAUAUCUUCUGGGAGAAUGGACCCGAGGGCACUGCAUCACAGGCAAAGAGUAGCUGGGAUGUAUAUGACCUGUGGGCUGGACGGAUGAGCAAUGACACUGCUAAUGCGAUCAUCCAAGGUGGAGAGAAUGCGACACGGCCGAUUAACAUGACGGCUGAGGUUGGAGCAAGCAAGGUCUAUUCGCAAGUGCCAUUGCCAACAUCAAAGGCACUGAUGGGAUCAAAAGUCAGCACUGUCAAGUCUGGUGGUCGAGUUUCUGCACAUGUCAAGCCGCAUGGAGUCGCUAUGUUCCGUCUGCGAAAGGUAAAGACGAAUGAUGAGCUUUGA
Messenger RNA from Penicillium brasilianum, 1416 nucleotides. Lineage: Eukaryota; Fungi; Ascomycota; Eurotiomycetes; Eurotiales; Aspergillaceae. The record is from the annotation of a GenBank genome assembly.